Molecule: messenger RNA, 6217 nt
Organism: Betta splendens (Siamese fighting fish)
Lineage: Eukaryota; Metazoa; Chordata; Actinopteri; Anabantiformes; Osphronemidae
Gene: ago3b
Product: argonaute RISC catalytic component 3b
Exons: 20
Coding region: 413-3016 (867 amino acids)
Biological process (GO): regulation of stem cell proliferation; regulatory ncRNA-mediated gene silencing
Molecular function (GO): RNA binding; protein binding
Source: RefSeq, a predicted model, not a curated record
UAACUUGACGUCAGCGAGAGCGAGAAGGAGGCGUAAGCGCUGACUUCAGACCGGUUUAUCGCCGAAACUGAGUAGGACGCCGGGCUAGUGAGCCCCCUUCAAUUAGUUUCAUUAAAGAGAACAUCGGGUUGUCACGUUAAACGUCCAGGACGACGGAAACAGUCGCUGACGAGGUUCAAGAAAAACAACUUUGAAGGACAAACGCGGGUGCAGUUGAAUUAACUUUAAACUCUCAGUUUUUGGGGGACACAACUUCCAGGCGAGGGGACCCCGGAGCGGCCCCGGUCCACAUCAGCAGCUCAACUCGGGGGCCCGGCGAGCGUCGUGUCGGCAGCGGAUCCCCAGGAGUUUCCAGAUUACGAAGGGAGAGUUGAUUACAAGGUGCCGGGUCACCCGGACAGAGACCUCAUGAAUGGAAAUCGGAACAACAGGAGCCGCUGGAGCCCAAGCCUUGUUUUCGUUGCCACGGCGACCUGGCUAUGGCAGCGUUGGGAAACCCAUCAAGCUUCUGGCAAACUGCUUCCAGGUGGAGAUCCCCAAGAUUGACGUCUACCUGUAUGAAGUGGACAUCAAGCCGGACAAGUGCCCUCGCAGAGUCAACAGGGAGGUGGUGGACUCUAUGGUUCACCAUUUCAAAGUGACUAUCUUUGGUGAUCGCCUGCCAGUUUAUGAUGGCAAGAAAAGCCUCUACACUGCUACCCCACUGCCUGUUGCCACUAGUGGGGUGGACCUUGAUGUCACCUUGCCAGGUGAGGGUGGGAAGGACCGUUCAUUUAAAGUCACCAUUAGAUUUGUGUCACUGGUCAGCUGGCACAUGCUGCACGAAGUCCUGACCGGACGCGCUGUGGCCGAACCGCUGGAUCUGGACAAACCUCUGAGCACGAACCCCGUUCAUGCUGUGGACGUUGUCCUUCGACACCUGCCCUCCAUGAAGUACACUCCUGUUGGAAGGUCUUUCUUCUCGUCCCCUGAGGGCUACGACCAUCCGCUAGGAGGAGGACGGGAAGUUUGGUUUGGUUUCCAUCAGUCUGUACGGCCAGCCAUGUGGAAAAUGAUGCUCAACAUUGAUGUGUCAGCCACAGCCUUUUAUAAAGCCCAGCCAGUCAUCCAGUUUAUGUGUGAGGUCCUGGACAUCCACAACAUUGACGAGCAGCCUCGCCCACUCACUGACUCCCACAGGGUCAAGUUCACUAAAGAGAUCAAAGGUCUUAAAGUUGAAGUGACACACUGUGGGACCAUGCGUAGGAAGUACAGAGUGUGCAAUGUGACCCGACGUCCAGCCAGCCUCCAGACAUUUCCGUUGCAGCUUGAAAAUGGCCAGACAGUGGAACGCACAGUGGCGCAGUACUUCAGAGAAAAGUAUAAUCUGCAGCUGAAGUACCCACACAUGCCUUGUCUACAAGUAGGCCAGGAGCAGAAACAUACCUACCUGCCCCUGGAGGUGUGCAAUAUUGUUGCUGGGCAGCGCUGCAUAAAAAAACUGACAGAUAACCAGACAUCCACCAUGAUCAAAGCAACGGCCCGGUCUGCUCCAGACCGUCAGGAGGAGAUCAGCAGGCUGGUGCGCAGUGCAAAUUAUGAAGCCGACCCGUUUGUCCAGGAGUUCCAGUUCCGUGUGCGUGACGAGAUGGCUCAGGUGACGGGCCGCGUCCUGCCGGCCCCCAUGCUGCAGUAUGGCGGCAGGUUGAACUCUGAACCCUAUAUGAACCGCACAGUGGCCACACCCAGCCAUGGGGUGUGGGACAUGAGGGGGAAACAGUUUCACACAGGAGUGGAGAUCAAGAUGUGGGCCAUCGCCUGCUUCGCCACCCAGAGGCAGUGCCGAGAAGAGAUCCUCAAGAUCUUCACUGACCAACUACGAAAAAUCUCCAAGGACGCUGGGAUGCCAAUCCAAGGGCAGCCGUGCUUCUGUAAAUACGCCCAGGGAGCUGACAGUGUGGAGCCCAUGUUUAGGCACUUGAAGAACACUUACCCUGGGCUGCAGCUCAUCAUUGUGAUCCUGCCUGGAAAAACACCUGUUUAUGCUGAGGUGAAGCGGGUUGGAGACACGCUGCUGGGCAUGGCUACCCAGUGCGUCCAGGUGAAGAAUGUGGUGAAGACGUCUCCUCAGACUCUCUCCAACCUCUGUCUCAAGAUCAACGUUAAGCUCGGAGGCAUCAACAACAUCCUGGUUCCAAACCAACGGCCCUCUGUGUUCCAGCAGCCAGUCAUUUUUCUGGGAGCAGACGUCACUCAUCCUCCAGCAGGAGAUGGGAAGAAGCCGUCUAUUGCAGCAGUGGUGGGCAGUAUGGACGCCCACCCCAGCAGGUACUGCGCUACAGUGAGAGUCCAGAGGCCCAGACAGGAGAUCAUCCAGGACUUGGCCUCUAUGGUCCGAGAGCUCUUGAUCCAGUUCUACAAAUCAACACGGUACAAGCCAACUAGGAUCAUCUUCUACAGGGAUGGAGUAUCAGAGGGCCAGUUCAGACAGGUGCUAUACUAUGAGCUGCUGGCCAUCAGGGAGGCUUGCAUCAGUCUGGAGAAAGAGUAUCAGCCAGGGAUCACUUUCAUCGUCGUACAGAAACGCCACCACACGCGGCUUUUCUGCGCUGAUCGCAACGAGCGGGUUGGACGAAGCGGAAACAUUCCUGCCGGCACCACGGUGGACACAGACAUCACUCACCCCUAUGAGUUCGACUUUUACCUCUGCAGUCAUGCUGGAAUCCAGGGUACGAGUCGUCCCUCCCACUACCACGUUCUGUGGGACGACAACUGUUUCACUGCAGAUGACUUCCAGCUCCUCACCUACCAGCUGUGCCACACCUACGUCCGCUGCACGCGCUCCGUCUCCAUCCCAGCGCCGGCCUACUACGCUCACCUGGUGGCCUUCAGGGCGCGCUACCACCUGGUGGACAAAGAGCACGACAGUGCGGAGGGCAGCCACGUCUCAGGGCAGAGUAAUGGCAGGGACCCCCAGGCGUUGGCUAAGGCUGUUCAGAUCCACCACGACACACUGAGGACCAUGUACUUUGCCUGACACCCUCCCUUCACAUCCCUCCACAGCGAGUCUUAAUGUCCGACUCUCGUCAUCGUGCAGAGGAGCCUCGUGCUGCUGCGUUUUUGGUCACUGGAACUUAACGGCGGCUGCGGGAGGAUCAACUGAGCCAGAGAGGAGUUAAAGCCACGUUAUGCAAUUUAAAACCAGCCAAUCGUUUCUGUGCUCCUGCCCGUGCGUCACAUUCUCCUUCGCAUCUUCUUUGCAGAAUACGUCAUAAUAUCCUUUGUUUGUUUGCUCUCACACAUCAAGACCUCGCCUUUCAGAUUUGGCAGCAUUUUAGUGAUUAUUUUUUUUAUAUUUAAACAAUGGUGCAUGGGUGGAAACAAAAGAGGGAGUAAGGACCUGGUUUGCUUCGUAGCCUUAUAUUGAGCCUGAACGUAGUCAGAUUUCUAUGUAUGUUUCUGUGUUUUCACUCAUUGUGUGUGUUGUCUUGACCGAGGCAACGUGUUGGUCCCUCAGCGGUUUUGCCGUCUCACCUCUGUCUCUCUUUAAGCCUCACAGUGAGACACCUGCCCCUGCACUUAACACAGACACUGAAGGAAGUCUUAUCCGUUUUAAAUCACAGCCACGUCAGACCUGGGUUUCUCUUGUUGUCCCACUGUGAGGAGAGGGGCAUAUAACGUUGUGGGCGGUUUGGAGCGUUACAGCAAACGCUUUGUGUGUGUGUUUUAUUCCUCUUGCUAUUUGAGGUUUUCUGUUAAUUUAAAUCCAGUUUCACCAGUAGAACGGAGCAGACUGUUCGUGUCGUCCGACGACCACAAACCUCCUGGAACAAUUGAAUUGUUAAGAACUUCUGCAGUGCAAUAAGUGUAGGUUUGUUGCCGAGUGAGGUGUUGAGUAUUUGUGCGUUAUGAGUUGUGGCAAGUGAGUGGAUUGAGCAAUGUGCAGUAUUUGACAUUGUGUUGAAGUGGGCUUGGUGUGCAUGUGUUUUAGGAGAGCUGUCUGGAAAGGGUUUACUCGCGCAGUAUGUUGUCAGAGUGUCUCUGUGAACGUAUUCACGGAGACGGUGUCAGAAUCUCAAGUUUAAAUACUGCACUGCCCGACUCUGAGGACUGUAGCUGAUCUGAGCCCAGGCCAGUGUGCGCUUCAAAUGUUAGGCUUUAUUUUCGUUUUUUUAUUUUGUUAGGAGAUAAUUACUCUCACAUUGACAAUCCAAAGAUGCACAUCUGAGGUGAACAUAGAGCACCGUCGCAUAAUACACAGCUAACUGUACGUUGGUUGUUGGAUAUUAUCAUUAUUAAAAAAUGAGGAAUUUAUGAUGAAUCAUAAAUGCAGUAAAAACUAUUUUGUUUAAAGUCAAAUGCCUUAAAAUCAUAUUUAGAAUUUUAUUUAAAGAUUUAAAGUCUGAGACUUUAUUUUUUAGCAUUUCCCUGAACCUCAGCCCGUCUCUGGUUUAUUAAAGUUCGACCUGUGCCAUUAUAAUUAGUGAAUGUGUCACUAAACUGAAGUUUAGGUUCUGCGUCCAGGAGCGAACCAGACACGUCAUGUCACGCUGGCUCUAGGGAAGACAUGAGCUGCACUUUGCAUCAGUUUUACAUGAUACCAACUCAAAAGAGAAUACAUUCAUUAAGUGCAGCCUUUGUUUUUAGAGAGUCUCUGAAUUUCUCCUGUGUCAAUGUGUUGGCCACGAACCAAACCUUAGCUGCUGUGAGAGAACAUUUAAUUUAACCGCUCAUCAGAUGCAAAUAGUUUACAAAUAAGGAUUCAGAGACAUAAAGAUGUAUUUUAUUGGUUCAUGGUUGAAUCGUAAUGUUGAGGUUUUCUAUUAUAUCUGUCAGAUACAGUCAAAGCCUUUUAUUACAAAAUAUCUGUGUUGAAGCUGUUUCCUGUCAGACAUUACCAGCAUUUGGUUUUACUUGAAGACUAUUUAUAAUAGUUGUCGUCAUGAACAUUGAUCAUCCACUAAAGUCCUCUAAUAUAAUGUAGCCUUAUAGCCUUUUCCUCUCAUGAUGCCUCGUACAGCAGUUUGACCUCUGAAGCCUGUUGUCAAGGCUACACAAGCCUUUUUCUAAAUCACAAAUACACAAAGACUUUUAAGCCUCAAUGGGCAUAUAUUUAAAAAUGCUAAUAUAAUUCACAUUAUUUUUUCUAACAAAGUCCUAUUUGAAGCAGAAGCUUAAUAGCACUGUUGGAAUAUGGUGUCUAACAACUUCAGUGACCUGAGAUUAUGUUUCUGAAUUUGAUGAUGCAAUAUGUAGGGAUGAAGAGAGUAAACCGGUUGUUCUGGCUUGUUUAUGUGUUGACAUGACUGUUUGUCAAGUACUGUGGAUGAAUCAUCAACCCUCUCUCCUCUUCGUCGUUCGAUCAUCUCAGAAGCUCGUUAGUCAUAUUGACGACUCGCGAUUGUCAUCGCGAUGCGGUUCGUAGACCGGAACAGUGUUUUUAAUGAGGAGGAGGAGGGUUGAAAGUUCAUCCUCGGACCGAUUUGUCUGUGCCUUUCCUAAUGGUGCUGGAAAAAAGAGUGAGUUUAGGAAUAUUUUCAUUCAGAAAAGUAACACGAAUAAGUAUAUACUGAUACAAGACAAUACUGUUAGGCGUGCUUGAGUCUGGUUUACGUGUCCGUGUGAGUGUGGAUACCUCUGACAUGCCAAGAACACAAUAUAUGCAGACGUGAUGGGUGUGGAGCUGACAGGACCAAAAGGCCUAUGGGGAUCGGCUCAGUGGACGGGCACAACCCACAAACUAAGACCUGGGGGACACUCGUGACUCCGUAGGUGACCAGCUGUAGUACAAGCGUCAUGUAGCAUCAUUUAUUUAUCUCUAGGUUCUGACGCAGCCUCUUCCUUCCUGUAAGUGUUGGUCUUUAACUUGUGCUCUGUACUACAACACUGACGUCUCCUAAACUUUUCAAGGUGUCUAAUGUGAAGCUUAGGCGUUUCCAGACUUUGGGGUAGUUCUGUCGUUGAGUUGUGCCCGUCGUCCUUGUCGAGGGAUCCCCCACCAAAUAAACCUCUGCAGCGUCCUGCGUGUCAGACUCCACUACAAAUUCAACUUUGCGUUUCUCUGUGUGUUUUUUUUGCUUUUAAAUUUACCCUGAUUAUGAAAGUCUGUCACUUUUUAGACAUAAAACUGUACUUCGAGACCUGUUAUGUCUUAAAACUUCACUGAUCCUGGUCCCAAGUUGAGCCUUUUUAUUUGGUUGUUGUAUUUAAUUUUUUGGAAUAAAUACUGUUAAGUAAU